Molecule: messenger RNA, 1740 nt
Organism: Carassius gibelio (silver crucian carp)
Lineage: Eukaryota; Metazoa; Chordata; Actinopteri; Cypriniformes; Cyprinidae
Product: tubulin polymerization-promoting protein family member 3-like
Exons: 4
Coding region: 13-741 (242 amino acids)
Biological process (GO): microtubule bundle formation; positive regulation of protein polymerization; microtubule polymerization
Cellular component (GO): microtubule
Molecular function (GO): tubulin binding
Source: RefSeq, a predicted model, not a curated record
GAAUAGCGAGUGAUGUCAUCAUUUGUUCUGGGCUGUGCUCUCUCUCCUCCCCUCUGUCUGGCGUCACUGUACAGACAUACACUUACCAGUGGCAGAGAGGAAGACAGAGAAACACACACCCACAUUCAGCAUCCUUUCAGUAGCAGCUUAGCAUCAGUAUCCAGGACUGUCCACCUUACUGUCAGGUCUGACAGGAUGGCUGAAGGUUCAGGUGAGGUAUCACUGGCAGAUGUUGAGACAGCAUUUCGUAAAUUUGCAGUGCAUGGAGACACCAAAGCGACGGGGAAAGAGAUGAACGGGAAAAACUUUGUUAAGCUGUGCAAGGACUGUAAGGUCAUCGAUGGCAAAAGCGUCACCAGCACAGAUGUGGACAUCAUCUUCAGCAAAGUCAAGGUUAAAUCGGCACGUGCCAUCACAUUUGAGCAGUUCACUCAAGCCAUGGCGGAGUUGGCUACAAAACGUUUUAAAGGGAAGAGCCAGGAAGAGGCAGUACAGCUUCUCUACGGACUUAUUGCCGGCAAAGAACCCGCUAACGUUGGUGUCACUAAAGUGGCAAAAGUCUCCACCGUAGACAGGUUAACAGACACCAACAAGUACACUGGUUCUCAUAAGGAGCGCUUUGAUGUGUCAGGAAAGGGAAAAGGCCGUGCAGGGAGGGAAGACAUCCCUGAUACCAGUGGAUAUGUUUCGGCAUACAAAGGCCAAGGCUCCUACGAAAGCAAAGUAAAAGAGGAUGAAUGAGAAGAAGUGAUAAAAGGAAAACAUGCUUUAUGCCUGACAUAAUAAGUGUCCGUCUGAAGUCUUCCUGGUUUUUUUAGCAGCUGGGCUGUGGCUUGCCUGCAAAAACAAGAUGGCUAAAUGUAUUUAUAAUUUUUACACUUGCGAGCACUUCACAGUUAAUGGUCUAUAAAUCGUAAAACGCCCUUUGGUGAUGCUUGUGUUUGUUGUUUUUACACUGGUUCAAACCACCGUGUAGCAACCUGCCUGUCUGUCCAUACCUGCUAGCUAACUGAAAAACACUGACUUGAAUCCCAGGGGAAACACAUGCUGAUAAGAUACAUACCUUGAAUGCAAGCCAUUUUAGACAAAAGCAGCUGCCAAAUACAUAAAUUAGCGAGACAUUCAAAACAAUAAUCCUUUAAAAAUAAGUGACAGCUUAGAGUUGACAGAUGUGGGGGUCAUAAACUGGUUUGUCAUCAUCGUGUUACUGAUUCUUCAUGUGGUAACAAGCUGAUUUGUGUGUCGUUGACCCAUUUGCCUUUCAUAAAUGUAAUAUAUUACUUAUAUUUAAGACUAAAUAAAACCAAACAGUAACCCACAAAUUUGAACUGUCAUCAUUUACUCACGCUCAUGUAAUUUCAAACCUGUAUGAUUUUCUUUCUUCUGUGGAACAUAAAAUAAUUUUGAGAAACUGUUUUUUUUUUUUUUUUGGUUCCCAACAUUCUUCAAAAUAUCUUUUUGAUUCUGUGAUGCACAGAAGUUAGUUCUACUGGUUUGAAAUGGCAUGAAGGUGAGUAAAUGAAAGGAUUUUCUUUUUUUGUUUCAACUAUCCCUUUAAGUGCUGCUUUCUCUCUGCUGGGGUUAUUAUUUUGCUGGCUAAAUAAUGAGCUUUAUUGUGUGCUAUUUGAGCUUCAUGGCUUUGUCGCACUGAGAUCUCUAUCAAAUUGUAAACACUGAGCUGAGUCGACUCAAAUAAUGUCAAAUAAAGAAGUGUCAUGUGAGAAUACAUGACUGAAAUUA